Messenger RNA from Thamnophis sirtalis, 2664 nucleotides. It is a transcript of the gene ZNF646, whose product is annotated as zinc finger protein 646. Gene Ontology annotation, biological process: regulation of transcription by RNA polymerase II. NCBI's taxonomy places the organism in Eukaryota, Metazoa, Chordata, Lepidosauria, Squamata, Natricidae. Gene Ontology annotation, molecular function: RNA polymerase II cis-regulatory region sequence-specific DNA binding; DNA-binding transcription activator activity, RNA polymerase II-specific. Gene Ontology annotation, cellular component: nucleus. The record is from RefSeq and is a predicted model, not a curated record.
GGGGCCGCCCAGCCCGGUGUUGCGGGACCCCGUCAAUAGGGAACGGCGGGUCUGCCGAGGGGCCCCUGAGAGGAUUUGGCCUCGCUUUCCCCCUUCGUCCGUUUAGUUCCCCCUCCGCUCGAUCCGUCCGUUGCUUGCCGAACGGGAGGCGAAGGGUUCCUCUUGCCGGGAAAUGGAGGGCCCUCGUGGGGCCUCUCUUCUACCUCAGGGCGGGACCCGUCGCGGAUUGUGAAACCCGCCCGUCCGCCUGGAGCCUCCCGAGGAAACGAGGGCCUGGGGACUCAGGGUUUUCGGCCCCGCUCGCAGCUGCUGAUCUCGGCAUCCUCCCGACGCCUUAGGAAAGCCUGGAAUUUACUUGCGGGCUGCUGCUGUUGCUGCCCAACUUGAACGGGGUGCUUCCCGCUGGGAUGUCCUGAAAUGCACUGGAUCCUAUGGUUGGAGGUCCAGCUCCUCUCACUCUCUUCUCUUCUCUCAGCACUCAGGGUCUCCUCCUCCUGUCUUCUUCUCCUUCAGCCUCUUCUUCAGCUGCUUCCUGGAUAACCUCCUGCUCUGAAGAUGGGGCUCUGAAGACUUGCCUGGAUCCUGAAGGGAUGUUGCUUUGAAUGCCUUUGGCUUUUGGAGAAAGGUGGAGCAGCUUUAAAAGUCGGCCCCAGAAAAACCAGGGGGGGAAGAACUAACUCGACACCACUCAUCGCUCAACGCGUUUUGUGCCGUGUUUUAAAUGUACAUUAAUAUGUCUGGCUCUGAGCCGUAUUCCCUGUUUUGGGAGGAAGGACGUUUGUGUCGGUGGCUCCUGAUAAAUGAAUGUUGUGCUGAACUGGAAAAUUCAGAAUGAUCUGACAGGUCUUGGAAUGGUUGGGUGAGAAGAGGGGACCCGAAGCUCUGCAAUGAGACCGAGGGGUGCUUCCAAAUGCCCGUGGCUUCCUCUUUAAAGAGUGCCAGGAUUAAGAAGGACUUUGGACGUGAGCAAUGGCUGAAGGCGAUGCUGCUCUGAGCAGUGAGCCGCCUGUGGGUCAAGAGGAGCGGCCGUACAAAUGCAAGCAGUGCCCGCGGAGCUACCGCCACGCUGGCAGCCUGGUGAAUCACCGCCAUACCCAUGAGGUAGGCCUUUUCCGCUGCCUGCUAUGCUACAAAGACUUCUCCAACCCCAUGUCCCUGAAGAGUCACCUGCGCACUCAUACGGAAGAGAAGCAUCACAAAUGCCCAGACUGCAGCAGAAGCUUCCAAGUUUCAUCCCAGCUUCCAAGCCACCACUGCCCAGCUCAGGCCAUCCAGGAGCAGGAGGAAAAAGGCAGGAGGGAUGGGAGUUACAGCUUCCAAAGGGGCCAGGGCACGUCUUCUCCAGAUGUGGACUCCCAUUCUGGGAUGGAAGGCAGUAGCAGGAGCCUGUUGUCCAACCUGGAGAAGUACAUUGCUGAGUCGGUGGUGCCAGCCAACUUUUCUCAGCAAGAGUUUCCAAUCCAGAAUGAACAGGAGAAUCAGGAUCCGCUCCCGGAGCAUGACGGGGGUGGGGAGGAGCCUGGACUGCUGGCUGCCCUGGAGGACGAGCGCCGCUACAAAUGCAACCAGUGUGACAAGGCUUACAAACAUGCUGGCAGCUUGACCAAUCACAAGCAGAGCCACACGCUGGGGAUCUAUCAGUGUGCCAUGUGCUACAAGGAGUUCUCCAACCUCAUGGCCCUCAGAAGCCACGCCCGUCUCCACUCGGAGUAUCGGCCCUACAAGUGCCGCUUUUGCCACAAAGCCUUCCGGUUGCCCUCCGAACUGCUGAGCCACCAGAAAGCCCACAGCCAGGAAGAGAGCAAGUCCGCAGACCCAUCAGCUUGGGAGGAUUCAGAGCACGAUGUUUGGGAGGAGGACUCCAUAGAAACAUCAGCAAAGUUGGACAUCUAUCAGCUGCCUCACGUGGGCACAGGCUUCGGAGACAGGGCGCCCUGCAGCCUCAAAGAUACCGCCAAGGCCGGUGGUGGAGAACGCUGUAAUCCAGAUGGAGAGCUGUGUGUCCGCUGUGGUGGGACCUUCGCCGACGAGGAGGAGUUGAAGGAACACAGUUGCCUUUACCCAAAGGAGGCAGAUGAAGAAGAAGAGGAUGAGGGCAGCAGCCCUUUCCAAGCAGCCCCCAGCUCCAAUGAAGCUUGGGAAGCCCAUCUGAAGAGCAAGGGAGGUUUUCCCAUGUCUGGAGAGCGUCCUUUCCACUGCGGGGACUGUGGGAGGACAUACCGCCACGCGGGGAGCCUCAUCAACCACCGGAAGAGUCACCAGAUUGGAGUGUACAGUUGUACCAUCUGUUCAAAACAGUUGUAUAAUUUGGCUGCCUUGAAGAACCACUUGCGGGUCCACCUCAGGUCCAAGCUCAUCUCCUCGGCCCCAGAAGAGGCCUCCCAGCACCCAUCUGGGAUCCUGGAUCCACCAAAAGCACAGGAUUGCCCUGACAACUGCCCAACCCAGGCCUCGGAUGCCUGGAGAGGACCAGUCACCUGUCCCAAGGAAGAGGAAGAAAGGAUUCUCUGGGAGGAAGAGCGACCCUAUCGGUGUGAAGACUGUGGGCGGAGUUAUCGCCACCGUGGCAGUCUGGUGAACCAUCGCCACACUCACCAGACGGGAAUCUUCCAGUGCUCCAUCUGCCCCAAGCAAUACUGCAACCUCAUGGCACUCCGGAACCAC